AUGCCUCUCGAGACAAUAUACGUCGUUCGCCAUGGGUUCCGGUCUAGUUGGUCUGUCGACCACACCACGGGAGUGUACUCGGCUUCCAUCCCAUCACCAACAGGAAUUGCUGUGGACCCGGCCCUCACCGCUCACGGAGUCGAUCAGUCAAGAGAGCUUGGGCGUCACCUCACGACGCUGGAUCCUCCCGUAGAGGCUGUAUAUUCGAGCCCGUACUAUCGGUGCCUCCAGACCAUUACCCCGUUUGUUGAGCUUGAGCAGCAGAAACAGGCCAAUGGCCACGUUGUGGGCAGUCACGUCCCCUCUGCAGCCUCUGCCACCUCUGCCACCGUGAUAAUACGUCCUGAGCACGGACUCUGCGAGUGGUUCGGGUCGGCUCCUUUCGAGCAUCCCGGCCCAGCCUCACCCGCGGUCUUGAAAUCCUUGUUCCCUGCCUUUGACGAGAGCUACGUGUCGGCCCAGCAUCCCCCAAAGAGGGGCGAGACGCUGGCUCAGCUGCAGGCCCGGCUUACGGCCACGAUGCAGAGUAUCAUUGAUCGCUGCGACGCUGAAGAUAGGCGAGCCGUUGUUCUGUGUACUCACGCGGCCGUCGUCAUUACGUUGGGCCGGAUUCUCACUGGACGCUUCCCUGAAACAGUCGACACGGACGAUUUCCAUGCCUUUACGUGCGGAGUGAGUGUCUACCGCCGGAAACUUGUCAACCAGGAUGGCCAUGGGCCGCAGGCAACGAGGAAUUCGACUGAGAAAGAGCCCGGCCCUGAUGCUGUUGUUGGAGGUUGGACGUGCGAGGCCAACAGCGACUGCAGCUUCUUGACCGGUGGCGAAGAACGAGGCUGGAAGUUUGCAGGAGACGAGGAGUUUCCAGACACAGGCUCCAUGUCCAAUGAUGCAUCGGAGCCCAAGCUAUAG
Trichoderma atroviride IMI 206040 is the source of this 909-nucleotide messenger RNA. RefSeq lists its product as uncharacterized. Lineage: Eukaryota; Fungi; Ascomycota; Sordariomycetes; Hypocreales; Hypocreaceae. The record is from RefSeq and is a predicted model, not a curated record.